AUGUACCGGUCCAUAUACCCGAACGCUACUCUCCAUGGAGUCAACUGCCAGUACUCGUUCCUCAAGAAGUUUACACCCUGCGGACAGAACCAACGAGCAGUGCACAUCUACCGCUUCAAGGGAUCCGGCGGACCCCCAGACGAGCGACCUACAGAGUCAUUGCAGUUCGGGGACUACCUCGAACUGAAGCAUGAGACCUUAGUCCUGAGGGGCACAGAGCUACUCCACAAGGACUUUUGCCUGGUGACUGCCAAUGGUCGAUUUAUCAUUGUUGCAGCGGUGUCCCCUUCCACAGCAGGACCCUCAGAGUCUCGCACCUAUCCAUGUGCCCUCAACUGCAUCUCCAACCUGGACACCGUCGUCUUCUACGUCAUUGAGCUCGCCACUGGAAAGAUCACUGAUAAGCGCGAGUUCUCACGCGAGUACAUUAUGAUUGCACAUCACUAUGGCGUGAGUCUCUACGACUCGCUGUUUGCAGUCAUGUUGAUCAAGAGCCAAGCCAUUCAAAUCAUUCACGUCAAGAACAAUGGCAAGCUGGUGGACAUGCACAGGAUAGGAUGGUUCAAUCACGAGGACGACGAAUGGGUGCUGGCGCAAUACAGAGACUUCAACGGACAAUACAUUGCACAGAGCAGCAUGUCCGCAGCAUCUUCCACAUAUCUUCGUGGAUUCAGUCCAAAGGACGAAGAUAUGAAUGAUCCCAGGACAGCGGAUCGACACGAGUCGUUCGCUCUUGCGCCAAACAACGCGUCACCUAUGGAACCCCUUUCGGAAACUACCUACCACCAAGUGCCUUCAGGAGCCAACAACACGAAUGGCCAGUCUCCGCGAGCGAACCAACAUAACAUCGCGGCGAAUAGUUUUAGUGCACAAUCGGCUCGCCAACCACAGUGUGACGAGCCGCACUCUCAAACCCUCAGUGGCAUCAAACAGCGACUCUUGGCGUAUCUCUUCCGGAAAGCAUUCUACGCGGAUGACGGUGGGGCGGCACUUCGACACUUUCACCUUACGUUUCAGCAAUUUGCAAGCUUGGUCAUGUGGCGGAUGCAGUUCCUGGACGAGUCCACCUUGCUCAUCAAGUUCGGGAAGUUGGAUUGCGUUGUUGGGAAGCCGGCUGACAGCUCACAUCAGACAGCAUUCUUUGUGUUCUACGACAUUCACACGACGGAGAUUCUUCAAGUUUACGACAAUGCAUCCACGGAAUUCCUUCGACUCUAUGAAUCAUGGGCGGACCAGUUCUGUGCGACCGCUUACUCGACUGCAGGAAAGGACAAACGCCACUAUUCAUCCACUUGCUCCAAUAACGUCUAUGCCAAGGAUCAUCUGAAGAAGACACAAUACGGGAUGAGGAAUGCCCGCAACGGAGGGUCUGCGCAAGCGGUGAAGCGAUCGCUCUGUGUUCUACCAUACAGCCCGCAGUCGUUCAGUGACAGCCCAUAUCUGGAUCAGGCUUUGUUUAGUUACGACGAAAAACUCAUCUCAGCAUUGGAUCGUCAAAAACUUUAUCAGGAUGUCCCGAUCAAGUUCUACUUGCGCGGAAGCGGCGGACUUCGUUUCAAGAUCCAUCUGUUCAAGCCGAGUCCAAACGGCAACGGAAGCGGCAGUAGCAACAUCAGCAACGGCAGCGCCAACGGUAGCGCGGCUACGACCACCAACACAAACAACACAAAUAACAUAAACGGUGCUCCCAGUAACACUGGGGCUACCACGGCAGGCGGGGGAGGAACAGGAAAUGGAACAGCAGUAUCAGUAACACGAAGCCGGCGAUUUGCCCAGUUCAUCCCACACCCGUUCGAGCCAUUCAUCAUCUCUGUGAUUCAUCAGCAACAACAGCCGACUAUCGUCAACUUUCAUAUCCGCGUACCUGAACAGGACGCUUCACUGUAA
Molecule: messenger RNA, 1887 nt
Organism: Linnemannia hyalina
Lineage: Eukaryota; Fungi; Mortierellomycota; Mortierellomycetes; Mortierellales; Mortierellaceae
Source: the annotation of a GenBank genome assembly